Molecule: messenger RNA, 1256 nt
Organism: Gossypium raimondii (Peruvian cotton)
Lineage: Eukaryota; Viridiplantae; Streptophyta; Magnoliopsida; Malvales; Malvaceae
Product: peroxidase 21
Exons: 5
Coding region: 133-1122 (329 amino acids)
Biological process (GO): hydrogen peroxide catabolic process; response to oxidative stress
Molecular function (GO): peroxidase activity; heme binding
Source: RefSeq, a predicted model, not a curated record
AUCGAGAUUAGGGAGCUUGCCCUUUCUUUUAUUUUAAUUUAAUUUUCUCAUUUUUCAGGCUCUUCUAAAACACUACUAUAUAAAGCUUGGGUCGACGGUCUUUGAGUUGUAUCACACCAAAGAUAUUCAUAGAUGAUGGCUAUCAAGAGCCACCAUUGCUGCUUCAGCUUUAUCUUUCUGUUAUUACCAUUACUCCUACAGCUUCAUUCUGUCAAAGGUGAUCUCCAGUUGAACUACUAUGCUCAAAGUUGCCCCAAUGCUGAAGAGAUCAUCAAACAACAAGUCAUCAAGCUCUACAACAAACAUGGAAACACAGCUGUUUCUUGGGUUCGAAAUCUCUUCCAUGACUGCAUGGUUAAGUCAUGCGAUGCAUCGUUGUUGUUAGAGACGGUGAAUGGAAUUGAAUCGGAACAAAAAUCAGAUAGGAGUUUUGGGAUGAGAAAUUUCAAGUACGUUAAGACAAUUAAAGAUGCUCUGGAGCAAGAAUGUCCAAGGACAGUUUCCUGCGCUGAUAUCGUCUCUCUUUCUGCUAGAGAUGGCAUUGUCUUGCUUGGAGGACCACGCAUUGAGAUGAAAACCGGUCGGAAAGAUAGCAAGAGAAGUUACCUUUCAGAGGUAGAAAAUACCAUCCCCAACCACAAUGAUUCAAUGGAGUUGGUGCUUUCACGCUUUCAAUCCAUUGGCAUCGACACCCAAGGAAUAGUAGCUUUAUUAGGAGCUCACUCCGUAGGUCGAGUUCAUUGUGUAAACUUAGUACACAGACUCUACCCCACAGUUGAUCCGACAUUGGACCCUGACUAUGCCGAGUACCUUAAAGGGAGGUGUCCGACACCCGACCCUGAUCCGGAAGCGGUGUUGUACUCGAGAAACGACCGGGAAACGCCGAUGAUUCUUGACAAUAUGUACUACAAGAACUUGUUGAAGCACAAGGGGUUGCUGGUGAUCGACCAGCAACUGACCUCUGAUCCCACUACUUCCCCUUUUGUGGAGAAAAUGGCUGCUGAUAAUGGAUAUUUCCAUGACCAGUUUGCCAGAGCUGUGCUGUUGUUGUCAGAGAAUAAUCCACUUACGGGAGAUGAAGGAGAGGUUCGAAAGGAUUGUCGUUAUGUCAACAGUGAAUAAAAUUACAAUGUUAAAAGAAACUGGGGAAUGCAACUUUUCCUUAUUAUGCUUGCAACUCGCAAGUUAAUUAUAUUCGUGUUGCAAUAAAAUUUGUCCCAUAAUUAUGAACUCCAAAAGAAUGAAGAAUUAAACUA